GUUUGGAGACAGGGUUCCGGCUGCCUCACGAGGAAGUCAACAUGUCGAGCUCGUACCGGAGCAGAAUUCAAGAGUUCAAUCUAGCCCUGAGUGAGUCCAAAAUUGAUCUGAAGACACUUCGGGAGCUGUGCUUUGGUGGGAUUCCUUUUGAGGGUGGCCUGCGGUCACUGUGCUGGAAGAUCCUCUUAAAUUACCUCCCUCUGGAACAAGCACUAUGGGAUUCCUUUCUGAAGAAGCAAAGAGAGCUAUAUGCACAGUUUUUGAAGGAGAUGAUCAUCCAGCCUGGCAUUGCAAAAGCUAACCUGGGUUUGUCCAGAGAAGAUGUUACUCUGGAAGAUCAUCCUCUGAAUCCAAACCCGGACAGUCGCUGGAAUACCUAUUUCAAGGACAACGAAGUUCUUCUUCAGAUAGAUAAAGAUGUCAGACGGCUUUAUCCAGACAUGGCAUUUUUCCAGAGACCAACCGAGUACCCUUGCCGGCUUAUUCUGGAUCCACAGAAUGAGUAUGAAACACUCCGGAAAAGGGUGGAGCAGACUACCUUGAAGGCACAGACUGUUGCAAAGAAUCGCAGUGGAGUCACCAACGUGAGCUCUCCUGCGAAAACUCAGUCCUCAUACCCCUCAAAUGAAUAUGAAGUUCUACCCAAUGGGUGUGAAGCACACUGGGAGGUAGUGGAACGAAUUCUUUUUAUCUAUGCCAAGUUGAAUCCUGGCAUAGCAUACGUGCAAGGGAUGAAUGAAAUUGUGGGUCCUAUUUAUUACACGUUUGCAACGGAUCCCAACAACGAAUGGAAAGAGCAUGCCGAGGCAGACACAUUCUUCUGUUUUACUAACCUGAUGUCCGAAAACAGGGAUAAUUUUAUCAAGAGUCUCGAUGAUUCACAGUGUGGCAUCACCUCCAAGAUGGAAAGCGUUUACUCCACUCUGAAAGAAAAGGACAUGGAGCUCUAUCUCAGGCUGCAAGAGCAGAACAUUAAACCUCAAUACUUCACCUUUCGCUGGCUAACCCUGCUGCUCUCGCAGGAGUUCCUGCUUCCUGAUGUUAUUCGGAUCUGGGACUCGCUCUUCUCGGACCAGGACCGCUUCAACUUCCUCCUCCUUGUCUGCUGUGCCAUGCUCGUUCUGAUUCGAGAUGAGAUACUAGUGGGAGAUUUUACUGUCAACAUGAGACUGCUUCAGGAUUACCCCAUUUCUGAUGUCCAUGCCAUCUUAACUAAAGCAAAGGAACUUCAGGAUAGUUCAUAACCAAGGGCCACUCUUUUGUGAAAGACACUGCAGAGAAGAAGGAAGAAGCUACUCCUCUCCACAGUAAUUACAGCAGUGCUGGGUGCUCCUGGGAAACAACGCCACAUUGCUGUGCUUUGUGGGACCUUGUUGACUGCUCCACUACUUUAUACCCUUCUUUUGCAUUAAGGUUUGAUUUUUUUUUUUUUUUUUCCCCCCCAUGUUCUUACAUUACCACUGAAGAACUUUAAAAUCAAGAACACACAGUGGUAACACACUCCAAAAUUGCUGCUGUUAUUACUUUUGUUUUUAUUUUUGUAAAACCGAUCAGGGUGUUUCUGACAUUGUUUGGAGACCUAGCCUCCAGCCCCCAACUUGAUUUCCAGUAUCUUUUUAAUCGUGGAGCGAGUGUUUUAAAUCAGCCACUCUGACCUGGGACUUGCUGCCUACAUCUGUGGUCUCCAGGAAGUCUGGCCGGGUGCUUCUUUGCUGAGCAGCUCAGUAUUAACAUUUUUAUUUUUCUUCUGUGAUUCGACUCCAGAAAUGAAACGCAACCUUUCUGCUGUCCAUAUUGGGUUUGCUUUUUGCAGACGCUAGCAGCUAAGUAACCGAUGUCUUUCAUGUUUAUUUUGCCUCUCAUAUUCUGACAGAGGUUCAAGCUGAAUUCUAGUUGUUGAAAUGCCACAGAUCCAGUCCCGAGUCUGUUCUCCCCGUUAGUGAGCGGUAGUUUGUCCUACAGAUUAGUAAUUUCAUGGUUUGUAUAAGACAAGACUUGUUGAGUUGUUCUUGUAAAGUCAAAUGGUUUUCUAUCAAUUAGGACCACCCUGUCGUAGUAUGGCUCAUUGACAUGUAGACCAAACACAUACAUACUGUUUUACAUUUAUCAAUAUAUUUAUAAAAAUAGCAGUGUACGCAGUGCAUUCCUUUUAUAGUGAGCAGGCUCCUAUAACAAAAGAUCAUCACUGAAUGCUGCUGGCGCUGUUGUCCACGUGAUGGCCUCAGAUCUUUCUAAUCACACUUCCUAGUCAGUCCUUCAGCUUAUAAAAUCUAACUCUUUUUAAUAUAUAUUGCCUUUCUUGAUAACUGUGAUGUAUACAUGCAGUAUGAAAAGUCUAUAUACAGUAUAUAUU
Messenger RNA from Erpetoichthys calabaricus (reedfish), 2353 nucleotides. It is a transcript of the gene tbc1d13, whose product is annotated as TBC1 domain family, member 13. The record is from RefSeq and is a predicted model, not a curated record. Gene Ontology annotation, molecular function: GTPase activator activity. NCBI's taxonomy places the organism in Eukaryota, Metazoa, Chordata, Cladistia, Polypteriformes, Polypteridae. The transcript is spliced from 12 exons. Bases 42 to 1244 code for a protein of 400 amino acids. Gene Ontology annotation, biological process: activation of GTPase activity; intracellular protein transport.